This is a messenger RNA of Didymella exigua CBS 183.55, 752 nucleotides long. RefSeq names its product molybdopterin-converting factor subunit 2. Gene Ontology annotation, molecular function: molybdopterin synthase activity. Gene Ontology annotation, cellular component: cytosol. The transcript is spliced from 2 exons. Gene Ontology annotation, biological process: Mo-molybdopterin cofactor biosynthetic process. The record is from RefSeq and is a predicted model, not a curated record. NCBI's taxonomy places the organism in Eukaryota, Fungi, Ascomycota, Dothideomycetes, Pleosporales, Didymellaceae. Bases 106 to 660 code for a protein of 184 amino acids.
CAGAAAUCCAGCAAAAUAAAUUGCAAGUGGGAUAAAGGCAUCAUCUUGCACCACCUGCUCAAAUCAUCCCAAGGACAAUCGCCUAAUACCCGACCUACAAACAACAUGUCAUCCGACCCGUCAGUAACAGAAGGCUCGGCCUUCACCCCCGACAUCCCCUCAGAAGCCGUGGUGAAAGCCACAGACGACAUCUACAUCGAGCUCACCCCGCACGACCUGGACUCCCGGGCCCUCACAACCUUCGUACGGUCCCCCAGCGCCGGCGCAACUGUGCUCUUCAUCGGCACAACGCGCGACUCAUUCAAUAAUCUGCCCGUCUCCAGUCUAGCAUACACAUCCUACACGCCCCUGGCUAAGAAUACCUUGUUCAAUAUCGCAACCACGAUCCUUGACAAGCACAAAUGCGCCAAGAUCGCCAUCAGUCACAAGCUAGGCGAGUGUCCGAUUGGCGAGGAGAGCAUCGUGAUUGCGGUGAGCGCGCCGCACAGGAAGGCGGCGUGGUUGGCGGGCGAGGAGGCGCUGGAGAUGACUAAGGAUACGGCUGAGAUAUGGAAGUUGGAGAGGUUUGAGGGCGGGGAAGGCGUUUGGAGAGCGAAUCGGGACGGGGCUCGGGGGGCCAAAGUGCCGAAAGAAGAAGAAAAGGAGUUGCCGAAGGUGUAGGUCUGGAUCUGGGGUACGUCGCGCUAGAGCCGUACCAUGGGGAUCGUGAAUUAAGGAAGUGGCACAGGGCUAGAGCGGGGUCUGUUGGCCAG